This is a messenger RNA of Hibiscus syriacus, 1044 nucleotides long. Its product is annotated as D-erythrulose reductase-like. The record is from RefSeq and is a predicted model, not a curated record. NCBI's taxonomy places the organism in Eukaryota, Viridiplantae, Streptophyta, Magnoliopsida, Malvales, Malvaceae. Bases 71 to 871 code for a protein of 266 amino acids. The transcript has 6 exons.
CUUCAUAAAUCUCCACAAGCCUCUGCUUUGAUUCAUUUCAUCAGCAGCAAUAUACCGUUGGCUAUUUAGAAUGGAGAAUCAAGCAACAAAUGUGUUGAUCACUUCAGAUGGAGAUGAAAUCUCAGUGAGCAUUGCUUUACAUUUAGCCAAACGUGGUUGCAGGUUGGUGUUAAUGGGAAAUGAAGGCUGUCUAAGGAGUGCUAGAGAGAAAAUAAUGGGUUCAGUAAAGAAUGCAGUCCCAGUAGAGGUGAUUGGAUUGGAUAUGGAAGAUGUAAGAGAGGGAAUAUUUGAUGAUGCAGUUGAUAAAGCAUGGAAAGCUUUUGGUCAUUUGGAUGCUCUAGUGAAUUGUUAUGCCUACGAAGGGAAGAUGCAAGACCAUCUGCAGUUAGCUGAAGAAGAGUUAAAAAAAAUCAUAAAAAUAAAUUUUAUGGCUCCAUGGUAUCUGCUCAAAGCAGUCGGGAGGCGGAUGCGGGAUCGUAAAUCGGGUGGUUCCAUUGUACUCAUGACUACGCUACUCGGAGCUGAAAGAGGGCUCUAUCAAGGAGGUGCUGCAUAUGGCUCAUGUUUGGCAGGAUUGCAACAGCUAGUUAGAGUAUCAGCUUUGGAGAUUGGGAAACACAAGAUCAGGGUUAAUGCAAUAGCUCGUGGUUUGCACUUAGAAGAUGAAUUUCCAAAGUCAGUUGGAAAGGAGAGGGCAGAGAAGUUGGUGAAAGAAGCAGUUCCAUGGCAGAGAUGGUUGGAUGCUAAAAAUGAUCUGGCUUCAACUGUUAUCUAUUUAAUAAGUGACGGUUCCCGCUAUAUGUCCGGAACGACUAUAUUCGUCGACGGGGCACAGUCUGUAGUCAGGCCGCGCAUGCGAUCAUAUAUGUAAUUCCAUCAGCUAGCUAUGAGAACGAUAUAUUCUUUGUUUUUCACUUAUGAUUUACUGAAGAGAUCAUAAACUCAGACGAUUCAGUGAGCACCAACCGACUUGCUCGAUUCAUUGGAGGUUUUGUAUGUUUUGAAACUGGUUGUGAAUUGGAAAUGAUGACAGAAUAUGUUAUG